Molecule: messenger RNA, 4844 nt
Organism: Diachasma alloeum
Lineage: Eukaryota; Metazoa; Arthropoda; Insecta; Hymenoptera; Braconidae
Product: protein phosphatase 1 regulatory subunit 14B
Exons: 5
Coding region: 147-527 (126 amino acids)
Biological process (GO): regulation of phosphorylation
Cellular component (GO): cytoplasm
Molecular function (GO): protein serine/threonine phosphatase inhibitor activity
Source: RefSeq, a predicted model, not a curated record
CAGUAGAGCCACGCGUUUACUCCCAGGGGCUAGAGUUUCUCCGUAAUAAUAAUUCUAUUCUCCCCUUCGUGAACCCCCAUAUAUCCGUCAAAAGCCGGAAUUAGUGUCGCACACACGUAAACGUCUGAGGGGUUUAUUUAAAGAACAUGGAGGGAGGUGGUGUAUUAACGGCUGAGCGGAGUCCUGCACGGGCUAAUUUGCACGUGGCGUUCACGGAAAAAGGCGAAGUCAAAGAGAGACGUGAGAAAUUUCUCACGGCCAAGUAUGGCUCACAUCAAAUGUCGUUAAUUAGGAAGAGAUUGGCGGUGGAAAUGUGGCUCUUUGAUGAGCUUCAGAAGCUGUAUGAAUCAGUUACUGCCGACAAUGGGAAAAGUCGAGAGGUGGAGGUCGACAUUGAUGAACUGCUGGACAUGGACAGCGAUGAUCACAGACGAGCCCAUCUCCAAGAAUUAUUGGUGGAUGCAAAAAAACCACACGAUGUGAAGAAAUUCAUCAACGAUUUAUUAGAAAAAGCGAAAACACUCUGAAGAGCAAGUACCUGCCAUUGGCUCCGAGUACUAAUACAACCAGCAUCUCGUUACUUGCUCACUCCUCCGAGUGCACCAAUGGGCUAAUGAAACGAAUCCUACCAAACGAAGAAGUUAAAGACGAAAAGCUUGAAAAAUUGUAACAAUGAAUUCAAAAAGUCACAGUUUGUUGAUACCACCGAAUCAACAACUGUACUCCAGUCACUGUGACUUUUUAUAACAAUUAUCUUACCAGUUCUCCCUGUGAGGAAACUAGCGACUGACAUACGACGCGAUUUGCUGUAAUUCUGCGAUAAAAUAGUGAAACGUUACAAAUCAAAUUAGACAUGUUUAUUAAGUUCUCAUUUAUUUCAGAAACGAGUUAUUUUAGGAGAACAUGUGAGAAUAACUUUUUCUAGGGGAAAGAAAUUCCAACAAAAUGUCUUCCGACAUUUUCCCCUAAAAUCACUCAGCUGAGUUAAUUUAAUAUUCAGGCACACGGAGGAAAUUGAUUUGUUAUAUUUCACUAUUUCACGUGUGGAUUGAACAUUUUUUAAAACAAAAUAUUAGUUUCGCUUUUAUUUUUUACUCCAAGUGAAAAAGUGCAGCAAUGCAAUUUUUAAUUUACGAUCGAUUGGUCGAUUUUAUUGAUUAUAGUUACACUUAAGUUAAUGUUCGUUCAAGAAUGAGGAUUUUGAUGGAAUUUUGGAAAGUAACACGAUAAAUAGAUUCCCUCCAUUCGUUAAAUUCGAUGAAGGUACAAAAAAGGGUUUGGACAGAGGCAUUUUACAAGCAUAGAAAGUAAUAGAGGACACAAAAAACCAAAUUGUCAAGCAAAUUAAUUCUUAAAUACAAGAAAAUUCAUAGUGACAUGAUGACACGAGGUAAAUCAAUAUUGGGAAGUUUUUUAGAAUUAUCGUGGAAUUGAAUGGGAUAAACUUUUUAUUGGAAUCUUUUUUCGACGGCAUUUACAGCCAGACAAACAUCUGCAUGAAAAUGUUACCAUUUAAAAAUUAAAUUACCCGUUCAGAUUCGAACAUGAUAACAGAUAACUGAAGGAUUUCGAACUUGAAUUGACUCAUCUCGUCUCAUUAUUUCACUAAAUUGUUUCAACACUGAAACACUACAUAGAACGUUCCAGCUUAGUUUGUUGUGAAGAAUUAGUUUAAUGGAUUAACCAAAAAAAAAUGGCACACUAAUUUAGAAAAAUUCACUCAGGCAAUAAAAUAAAUUGUCAAGUGCCAAAUAGAUGUUUACACGUUAAACGAAAUAGUAGUUCCGUCUAGAAGUGUUUUGCAGUUGGAAGAAAAUUAGUUUUCGUGUUUUCUGUCACGAGAUUAAUGUGAUUGUCGAAGCAGUCGCCUUUAGCAGAUCAAAAAGUCAUUCUGUACUGAUUUGGAAAUGUGAUGUGAUGUGAGUCGAGUUGCUCUUGUGUUAUUUAUGAAAAAACGUCAGAAGAAUUCCUUCAGGAAUUUUUUUCAUACAACAAAAGCUUCUCGACAUUUCUCCUUGAACAAAAUUUUUUAUGGAAAAUAUCUUCGAAGGGAGGGGGUUUAAAGGGAAAAGUCAUGAAAGAUCUUAAAAAAAUGAAUCCAGAGUAAUUUGUCGGAUAAUUGGAUAAUUAACAGAGAUAUUACAAUCCACUCAUCACCUUCUACCAUUUCAAUACGGAAAAUCAUCGAUGGAUUUCUGCAUUAUUUUUAUUUAAUCAAAGUAACCAAAUUUUAAUUCUGCUGUGAACGUUUUUUGAUACGAACAUACUGCCUGCUCAAGCAAACGUAAGAAAACCUAAAUGUCCCUUUACCAGAAUGAUGAUUAAAAUUGUGGAAGUAAUUUAGAGUUAACCAUCGACGUCUGUAAGUAGUUUUAAUCGCUUUGUAGAUACAUAUCUCAAUUCAAUUGUCUCACCCGCAUAUCCUCAUUUAGAUUAAUUUAAGGAAUCGUUGAUGUGAUAAAAUUGAUUGGAGAAUGACAAAAAGUCAAGAAUUGAACGAACAAAAUUCUGGAUGCAAGUAGUCAAACUUAUGAAUGGAAUUAUCUCGACAGACAUUCAGUAAAUUGCAAAAUGUCAGAAGACCUUAUUUAUAGCUGAGAGAAUUCUCAAUGAAAAAUGUCUUACCACAUUUUCCCUUAGAACAGCUUGUUUUCGAGAUAAUUUGGCGAUUCUGUUUUGCCACUUUAACGGAAAAAAAACGUGGAAUCAACGUAUGAAGUAGAUGGACUUUAAGAACAAAAAAUUAGUCAAAUAUUAAUCAACUAAAUGAAGCAAAAACUAAAAUUAAACGAUGAAUAUGCUCGAUUUUUUAUGAUAUUGAACGAAAAAAUUCAGAUUUUAACGAACAAAAAAUACAAAAUAAACUGCCAAAGAUUUAUUUCAUUGCGUAGAGACGAGGGGAGAAAAUUCGAGAUCGAACUUUGAUCGUGGUAAUCACUCAGGGGCUCUAGACUCACAGCUCGAACAGCAAAUAGAAGAAAAUAUUAAAUAAAAUUGGCAGUAAUGAGUUGUGAUAAUCAGUACGAAAAUACCUAACGACGAUUCGAGUGAUGAGUGAAAUGAAUAAUUAAGAUUUGAUACGAAAUGAACCUAGAAUCAAACAAACAAUGGUCUCGAUUGUCAUUUUAAUGUUAACUAAGAGAUAAUGAGGAAAUGCUUGGUCAGCUUGAAUCAACGAAACGAUCUCUAACAAAUUUUAUUCAAUUUUUGUUCUCGACCUUCUCGGAGUGCAGAAAUAACUUAAUACUCGAAUUGAUUCAUAUCAUUGGUUUCAAAAUGCCAAGAUUUUUUUUAAAUCAUUAACAUUAGAGAGAAUGGAGUGAGAAAUUUUACGAAGUAAGUUUGAAGGAGACGAAACAGGCAUUAUCAGUCUAAGUUAUCUGUAAUUUCUCAUUAUCAAAUUUUUUAGUUUAUUUGUUGUGUGUAUUUUUAAUAACUUAUUAUUAAUUACUUUUAAUCAGUUGAUUAUGUUCUCGUACUUCCAAGAAAUAAGGGGUGGAGUGGUAACGAACAGGGGAUUCACACUGUACAAAUUUAGCAAAGUUUUUCAUGAUGAGAUGUCGACUGCAAAAAAGUCUGUCGAUAUUUCUCUCCAGAUAACAGUUCUAAAGAUAUUGGCAAAAUCAUUUGUGUAAACUUCAGAAAAUUUUUUCUUCCUCAUUCGACAAAUACCUUCAAAAAGUAGAAGUUUAUUCAUUUGAAAGUCGCAUUUUGCAAGAAAUUGAAUGAAAAAUAUCUUUUGAUAAAUUUUCGUAAGUUUCUUGAGUCAACUUGGUUCAUAACUUUGUUUUCGAAAAAUGUCUCCGAAUCUAAGGGCGAUAGCGAAAUUUUCAUAAUAACCUUUUUUGUAGCUCUUAAUUUGCUCUACAAAAAAGGUCAUAAUAAAAAUUUUGCUGUCCGCCUUAGAUUCCGAGAUAUUUAUUGAAAACUGAUCAACAAUCAAGAUCGACUUAAGCCUUUUUACCGCUUCACUACUGAAGUAACAAAGAGAUUUGCACAUUAGUCUGCAAACAUUUUUGGAGAGAAAGAGGUGGAAAAAAUUCUGGUACAAGAAGAGCUCUCGACGUUUUGAUUAUCAAAUUCUCUUCAUAUUGGUGGAUUUAAAAAAUUCCAAAGAUAUUUGCGACCAUCUGCUGUUCCUUACCGCUCCGCUCCUAGCAAUGUGAACAACGCAUUUUUUAAGUUCAGAAAUGUUAGAAAAUAUUGUGAUGCUUGAAAUGAAUUCUCGCUGAUUAGAACUAUAAAUGUAGCUGCUUCCAAGUGAAAACGAACAAAAAAAAUGGAUUGAGAUAGGUAAAGAAAAUUGAAAAUUUUUUGAGUGUUGACGAGCUUAAUUGUGAGGUGCAUUUUGAGUAAAAAUGAAUAGACAACAUUUUGUUAUUAUAGAGAAGAACAUUGAUGGAAAGAGUUUUUUGUCACAACUGAACAAUGAAGAAUCAAUUUUUCCAUGAAAAAGAUGAGUAAGUGAAUAUGGAUAUUUGAUAGUACUCAGCAGUGCUUUUGAAUGAGGAUCAAUACCUGAGGUUUAAGAUUUUCGGGCAAUUUUUGUAGACUGUAGGGUUUUAUAAACAAUCAUCCCCCUUUUUCAAUGUCAUACCCAUCAUGAAACAACAUUUUCAUAUAAAGAAAAAAAUGAAAAAUAAAAAAAAUGAAUUGAACAUUUUUUGUCAUAGAAAUAUCGUCGUCCAAGCGCACCAUAUUAAUGCAUUGUAAUAGUGAUUAGAAACGUAAUUGAAUAAAAAAAUCUCCCGAUUGUUGUAUCUUUGCAGUCUUUUGAUGGAUGAAAAAACAAUAGAAUUAUGAACGUGUACGAAUUUAUUGGAAGUAAAUUCAAUUUUUUGCGA